UUAAAAUCCACACAGAAAAGGACCUAACAUUUUCCUAUUACAGCCUCCAGCCCUUCUGGAAAUGUCUUUAAAGACGAAAGGCUAAUAACAGAGGAGGAAGCUGAGGAUAUUAUUUAGGUAAAUAAAACUCCCUCAGGCAAAGACUACAACUCCCAUGCUCCUUUGCCAGACCUUAAAUUCCCAGCCUCCUCUGCGACCCAACGUGGGUCAACAGAAGAAGAAGUGCCACUUGGCAAAAUCUCAUUGGGGUCUCUUUCCUGGUGUCUGGAUUGUGCAACACAAAGACCAAACUGAGGGAGACAGAGGAGACUGGUUGCAUUUUAAAGGGCAUCCAUGUAAGGGGUUUUGUGUCUUAAAUCAAUACUGGUAACAUCUGCCUUUUCUUACUCUUUUUUGAGAAUGUGCAUUUUGAGAAUAUGCAGUUCAAUCCUGCUUCAGACAUGACCGAUUUGGGAGAACGAGUGCUCUGCACAGAAAGUUACGGCUCUCGCAGGACUCAGCGCUACCAGUUGUUGCCUGGUGGGACUCUUAGCUGUGUCCCAGACAGACCUGGAGAUGGGGGCUAUCGUUCACUGUGGGAUUUCUUCAUGGCAGUUUUCCUGCCUCAAGGUUAUCCUGAAAGUGUGAGUCCAGAUUACCUUGCAUACCAGAUUUGGGACACCGUUCAGGCCUUUGCUAGUAGUAUCACGGGGACACUGGCCACCCAGGCUGUGCUGAAGGGGGUGGGAGUCGGGGACGAGACUUCAACUGUUACAGCUGCCACUGUCACUUGGAUACUCAAAGAUGGGACAGGCAUGCUGGGCCGAAUUUUCUUUGCUUGGAGUAAGGGGAGCAAACUGGAUUGUGAUGCUAAGCAGUGGAGACUAUUUGCAGAUAUACUCAAUGAUGUGGCCAUCUUAAUGGAGAUCCUGGCACCAGCAUUUCCAGCAUGCUUUACUUUCAUUGUGUGCAUCAGUGGCUUCUUCAAGUGUAUUGUGGGAGUUGCUGGAGGUGCCACCCGGGCAGCCCUGACCAUGCACCAGGCCCGACGGGACAACAUGGCAGAUGUUUCAGCCAAAGAUGGAAGCCAGGAGACACUAGUGAACUUAGCUGGCCUACUUGUCAGCCUCCUCCUCAUUCCUCUUGUAGCUGACAAUCUUUGCCUCACCUACUCCCUCUAUGGCCUCUUCACCAUUUUGCAUCUCUAUGCCAACUAUCGAGCUGUGAGAGCUGUGUGCAUGGAGACCCUUAACCGUGCACGGCUCUGCUUGGUCUUGCGGCAUUUCUUACAGCAAGGGAAAGUACUGGGCCCAGAUGUUGCCAACCCUCAAGAGCCUCUGCUGCUAGGGUUCAGGCACCAACUCAAGAUGUCUCUUGGAGCUCCACUUCACACAGUAACUUCCAGUGUUGCUGAAUUCCAGAGAGCUCUUGAGGAGAAUUCUACAAAUUACUUAAUCUUCUUCAACCAAGCAGCAGGGACUGUGUCUGUUGUCCUUCACCAACAGGCAUGUAGUGUGGAUGUGAUUAAAGCCUGCACCCAUGCCUUUCUCCUGGAGGCCCUGAUGUACUGGGAUGUAACCUCGUGUGUCUUGGAAAAAGAGUCUCUCUUGACUGUGCAACAGCAGCUAUGUGAAGAAUCAAAGAACAAGGGCUGUUCUGUUGUUUCUGAAACUCGUAGGAUACUGGACAGGAUAUUCCCCAGAUUUCUGACAGGAUUGACAGCUGCAGGAUGGGUGACAGAACGGAACCUUCUGGGCCCUGAGGAGUGGCGUGUGGAUUGGACCAUUUCUGGGAAGAAAACAUUUUAACUCUGGGAGAUUACUCAGUAUUGGCUGAUUAACAAUAUGACUUCUUCAGACCUAGAAUGGAUUGCUGACACAGGGAUGUCAGCAGCUAGAGCCUACUGGGCCUGUCCACCCCUCUUAAGAGACAGGUAAAACUGUUCUGCCAAAAGGGAAGAAAGGUGCAGACAGUGUACCUGCUCCCUCUUUCCCAAAGUACUUGGUUUGGAAAUGGGGGCAGAAAAGUGAGCAUUUUAUAUAGGUUUGACAUGAGGUCUUUUCUUAUUUUCUUUAAGGAGGAUUAAUAUUAUAUAAAUAUUAAAUACCAGUAUUAUUACUGUACUGAUAAUUUCCAAGUGUAUUUAUCUAGGCCUGUCCUAGUUAAGGCUGAUUUGUUCCCUGACCCCCAAGGAAUGUAUUCCAUGUGUGACAGAAUGUUUCAAAAUUCCAUCAACGCAGAGUGAGUUGCCUAUAUUUAUAUACAGAAUAGAAGAGAGUGUUCUGUUCCUGCCUGGUGCCUGUAGUUCAAUUUGUAUAAAAACACUGGCUUUUCCCCCCA
Sceloporus undulatus (fence lizard) is the source of this 2319-nucleotide messenger RNA. RefSeq names its product RUS family member 1 (gene RUSF1). The transcript is spliced from 15 exons. The coding region runs from base 417 to 1787 and encodes 456 amino acids. Lineage: Eukaryota; Metazoa; Chordata; Lepidosauria; Squamata; Phrynosomatidae. The record is from RefSeq and is a predicted model, not a curated record.